AUGGCGAGCGCAAACAUAACCUCCUACGAUCUCCCUCCACUACCAGAGUACACCCUUAAGCCGCUGACCCCUCUCUCCUCGUGGGCCUCGGAUGCAUUUAUACAAGCCGCUCUGCCUGUUGCUGGAUACUGGGUCGUGUCGCUCGUAUACCACGCCAUCGACGUAUACGACCUUUUUCCACAAUAUCGCCUGCACACGCCCGCAGAAGUUCUGAAGCGCAAUCACGUCUCCCGCUACGAAGUGCUGCGUGAUGUUGUGUUACAGCAGAUCAUUCAGAUCAUCGCCUCUUUCAGCUUGUCCUUGUUUGAUGAGGCUCCAACAACCGGCAAGGCUGAUUACGAUGUGGCUUGGUACGCACAGAAGAUCCGCCUUGCCCAGCGCGCGGUACCGUACAUGCUGUCUGUGGUCGGCAUAAACCCCCUCGCGUUGGCCACGAAGCUCUCUGGCUCAUACCCCACACUCUCGUCAGUACUCAUAGGCGGGAAGUACCCUGGGCUGCUGCAGUCAGUUACCUCGGUCGCAGGAGAGCAGAACUGGGUCCCCGCCUUCGCGUCAUGGGAGCUGGCCUUUGCGAGCUUCUUAUACUGGUACGCGAUUCCUGCGAUACAAUUCAGCGCAGCAAUUGUCAUCAUAGACGCAUGGGAGUACAUGCUGCACCGCGCCAUGCAUCUGAACAAGUGGUUAUACGUCACUUUCCACUCUCGCCACCACCGCCUCUACGUUCCAUAUGCCUAUGGUGCAUUGUACAACCACCCGCUAGAGGGCUUUGUUUUGGAUACAUUGGGCGCCGGCCUCGCUUACCUUCUUACGGGAAUGACCCUGCGACAGUCGAUGUGGUUUUUCACUGGCUCGACGAUUAAGACGGUCAUGGACCAUGGCGGCUACGAAUUUCCUUAUGAUCCCGUUAGCUGGAUCUUCCCAAAUACCGCAGCUUACCACGACAUCCACCAUCAGAGCUGGGGUAUCAAGACCAACUUCUCACAGCCAUUCUUUGUGUACUUGGACCGCAUCGGUGGAACCAUGUACAAGGGGGAAGUAGCUGAGAAGUACGAACGAGCUCGUCGUGCCGCUCAACAGAAGCUGGAUCAGGAGAAGGAGAAUGAACAGCUGACGGUACCUGCUAGCUCCGUCGCAUCCUCUGCACUACCACCAUCAGAGGAGAAUCUGUUACCACAAGGUGUAUCCACACCUCGCAUAUCUCGGAAGAAGGCUGGCAGUAUCUCAUCUUCUGCGGGCAACUUCAAGGACCUGACGAACAAGGUCAAUCAGAACCUUCACGGAAGAAGAGCAAACUUUUUAGGCGUUGAGAGUUCACAUUGA
This is a messenger RNA of Plenodomus lingam JN3, 1320 nucleotides long. RefSeq lists its product as uncharacterized. The record is from RefSeq and is a predicted model, not a curated record. NCBI's taxonomy places the organism in Eukaryota, Fungi, Ascomycota, Dothideomycetes, Pleosporales, Leptosphaeriaceae. Gene Ontology annotation, cellular component: endoplasmic reticulum membrane. Gene Ontology annotation, molecular function: sphingolipid delta-4 desaturase activity; iron ion binding. Gene Ontology annotation, biological process: sphingolipid biosynthetic process.